Molecule: messenger RNA, 3807 nt
Organism: Copidosoma floridanum
Lineage: Eukaryota; Metazoa; Arthropoda; Insecta; Hymenoptera; Encyrtidae
Product: vascular endothelial growth factor receptor 1-like
Biological process (GO): cell-cell adhesion
Source: RefSeq, a predicted model, not a curated record
AUGGGCGUUAUGAAUCACUCUUGUAUGCAAGGUAAAAGAAAUUUAAGAUGGCUGGGCUUGGUCUCCAUGCUGAACUGGACAGCUCUGUUCCUUAGUGUCUUCCUACUUUCAGAUAAUAGCUACACAGAUAACCCUACUAGAGGAGAUUGGAGAGUUGGAGAUGUGAAAAAGUAUAUGAAUAAAGUAAAUGGUUGCUAUGGGCAUAAGCUCCAGCUUUACCCUAACGUAACUGAGUUGGAAAUAAACGAAGGAGAUGCCUUGAAAAUAAAGUGCACUAGUAAUGACUAUGUUGAGUUUUACUACCCAGACACUUAUUACCUGCGGGGUGUAAUGAUGUCUGAUUAUGAAAUUUACCCGGAAGAAAAGAGUAGACGUAAAACGUUUUUGAGGGAAUCAACUGUUGUUGGAGACACCGGCUGGUAUGGUUGCGCUAAUAUAAAUAAGAAAAUCACUCACAAAACAAGUAAAGACAUGAAUGAUCCAAGUGUCAGGUGGAUGUAUGUUUAUGUUAAAUCUAAAGAAAGUGCAUUUAUCCAAUCAAAUUGGUAUGCCCUACCACCUAUGGGAUGUUUACCUUACUUUGCCAUUUUUCCAUGCCGAACGACUUCACCUGGAAUCAACGUAACGCUCACAACAAGUGAUCCUAACUUGCAAAGAAUCAUAAACAGAAACGCGUUCUUCGAUCCCAGAAUUGGUUUUGUCCUCAAGAACUUAAAUUUGUUUGACCCUGAAAAACAAUUUAACAGUAUAUUCUGUGAAGUUAAGAAUGAUGAUUUUACGGACAAGACAAUGGUAUUUCCUAAAAGUUAUUUUCGCAAUUGCAUAAAUGAACCAACUAUAAAAAUAGAAGGCAAGAAUAAAGUUUUUAUGGGCUCCACAUUAAGCAUGACGUGUACAGUUAAAAUUUACGUAGAAAACCAGAUCCAAGAAUCACAAAAUUCGAACGUUGAUUUGAUAACAUCUAAACUUGUGAUAAAAAACGUUACUAACGAGGACGAGGGUAAUUACACUUGCCAAGUAAGAUCUUCGUUUAAUGAGCAUCGUAGUACAAACAUAUUUAUAAAAGUACAUGAUACCAAUCCUUAUAUUUCUUUAUCAUCCGAAAAUAGUGACAAGGCUUAUGUCAUUGGUGAUUUAGUGAUGCUUACAGCACACGUCGAUGCUUAUCCACCACCAACUCUGACGUGGCUUACAUCGAACGGUACUGAAAUUGUUUUUGGUAAAAAGUUCCGAUUGCCUCGUUUUAAACGACAAUAUCCGAAGUAUCCUGAGAGUAAUUUAAUGAUAUCUGAUGUUCAAAUGGAAGACCAGGGCGUUUAUACUCUUCGCGCAAAUAACAGCAAUGAAAUAAAGCUCUUGAAUUUUUCUGUUACAGUUUACGAAAAGCCACGUGUUGUGUUGAAUCAAGCAAAACUCAAGUCUUAUUAUGGCUUCAAUAAAACCACAACAUUUUCUUGCCAGGCCGCUGGAUAUCCUCCACCGAAUAUAUCUUGGUUUUAUAAAAUGUGCCCAGAUUAUUAUCUUAUAAAUAAUUGUAACACAGUGAAAAUGGAGGGUGAGCCAGGUAGGAAUGAGAUGUAUUCAGAAUUAAAAGUAAAUAUGGAAUCGUUUGGAAAAAUUAUUUGCAAGGCUUGCCAUGCGUAUGAUUGUGACUCAGAGGAAUACAAUACUCAAAUUACCGACGGGGUCGAUGAUGCACCUUAUGGAAUAAUAGGGCCGGAAGAGGCAUAUGAUGGUGAAAAUGUUACUCUAAUCUGUGCUGCUGUUAAACAUGAUUAUCUAUCUGUCACAUGGUUAGAUGAUAGCUUUAACAAGAUAAGUAACUCUGCAAAAGUGCAAGUAGCGUCAACAAAGACUAAAUUUACUAUUCGUAAAGAGCUUGUGAUCUAUAACAUAAGUCAAUCAGAUGAGAAAGACUAUCACUGCAGUGUAAUGUCUGAUAUCAAGUCAACCAAGACUAUAAGUUUCUAUCUCAAUGUUAAACUGCAGAAGAAGCCUUAUUUUAUUACGGAUAACAUGAAUGCGACCAACGUUACCGUUUUAACAACAGAUGCUCGAAAUGCUAUUCAUUUAUACUGCUUCGUCGGAGGAACGCCUGCACCGAAAAUUACAUGGUACAAGAAUGAUGCACUUUUGAAUCUGCCGGAAGAUCGUUUCAGCCUUUUCUCUAACGAUCAAAAAUUAAUUAUAAGAUAUCUUGAGGAAGAUGAUAGUGGCAACUAUUCUUGUCGCGCUGAAAAUCGAUUCGGAAAAGUAGAAAAAUAUCAGAGAGUCAACGUAACAGAGAUUGAAUAUCCUUCUCUUCAACUCACAAUGAUAGUUUGGUUCAUCAUAAUUCUUAUCUUACUUUCUAUUUACUUGCGUAUGAAAGUACAAAACGAAAAGAUGAUGAGGGAGCAGCUAUUAAAAGCUGGAUUAGCUUAUUUUGAAGAAGGAGCCAUUGAUUUAAUAAAUCCUGAACUAACAGUUAAUGAUCAAGCUGAGUAUCUUCCGUACGAUAAGAAGUGGGAAUUUCCGAGAAAACAACUAAAGUUAGGUCAACAAUUGGGAAGUGGAGCUUUUGGGGUUGUAGUAAAAGCAGAAGCUUUUGGAAUUUGUGCUACAGAGCCUGUUACUACUGUAGCUGUAAAAAUGGUUCAUGAAAAUGCUGAAUCAGUUUAUAUCCGUGCUCUUGUAAGAGAACUUAAAAUUAUGAUGCAUCUGGGGCAACACUUGAACAUUGUAAAUCUUCUCGGUGCCUGUACAAAAAAUAUUGACAAGCGUGAAUUUUUAGUAAUUCUUGAAUCUUGUGAUUAUGGAAACCUGCAAGACUAUUUAAGAUAUCAUAGAGGAAAUUUCGUAAAUCAAAUUGAUCCAUCUACUGGUGAUUUUAAUUGGUGCAUUCAAAAAAAAGUUAAAAGAGCAAAACGCGUGAGCUCAGCAGUAAACAGUUAUCUGGAAAUGGCGUGUAGCAGCAAUCACGUAAACUUAGCCUCCACCAAGACCCAGAACUCAAGAAAUCCAAUGGAGUUCCGUAGUUCUUCUUACUAUGAUGAUUUAAGUUGGCGGUCUAACUACGAAGGUAAUUACGAAAACUGGAAGCCUAAAUGCAUCUGCUCCCAUGACCUCCUUUCUUGGGCUUAUCAGGUGGCUAAUGGCAUGGAAUACCUAUCUAAGAAAAAGGUUUUGCACUGUGAUCUGGCUGCCAGAAAUAUUUUGCUGUCAACUAAUAACAUUGUUAAAAUUUGUGACUUUGGUUUAGCCCAGACAUUGUACAAGGACAUCAAUUACACGAGACUACACGAUGUGAAAUUGCCAUUCAAGUGGAUGGCCAUCGAGUCUCUCAGGGACGGAGUUUUUUCGACAAAGUCUGAUAUUUGGUCCUUUGGUAUAGUGAUCUGGGAAUUUUUUACUCUUGCAGAACCACCGUACCUAGGCAUGGGAGCUUUCGAAGUAUAUCAAAAACUCAUUGAUGGAUACAGGAUGAGACUACCUAAAUAUGCAACGAAAUAUCUUUACAAUAUCAUGCUCAACUGUUGGGAGGACGAGCCAACUCUAAGACCAUCAUUCACAAAAAUAUCAGAAAGUAUUGGUAUGCUUUUAGAUAAACGUACGAGAAUGCACUUCCAGAAAUCAUACCAUGAGUAUGAGAACAUUAACACGGAAGCUGAUUUAAAAAGAGAAAAUGAUUACUUGGCAAACAUGUCUUCACCAGAUCACGUAGCGCUUGCCCUACCUCAACAGGACCACGAAAAUGGCUUGCUGCAGGGUUACUUUAGAAAACUAGAUAAAGAGAACGGUGACAAACCGGAACCACAUGGUCAAUAA